Bactrocera latifrons is the source of this 2535-nucleotide messenger RNA. Its product is annotated as trehalase. Gene Ontology annotation, biological process: trehalose catabolic process. Bases 430 to 2154 code for a protein of 574 amino acids. Lineage: Eukaryota; Metazoa; Arthropoda; Insecta; Diptera; Tephritidae. Gene Ontology annotation, molecular function: alpha,alpha-trehalase activity. The transcript is spliced from 9 exons. The record is from RefSeq and is a predicted model, not a curated record.
UCACCUGCCGCAGCUGCAACAGCUUAACAAUUUCACUAUAGGGAAUCCAUACAAGUAACUUAUUAAGACUGAAGUGUAUAAAUACAAACAUAGUUUAGUGAAAUACAAUAUAAAAUAAACAUUAUUUAACGCAAAAACUGUGAUAGCUACAAUUUAAUGCAAGUGCAGCGUUAAAUAUUCAACAUUUUUGUUACGAGCCUUGAUAUGCCGCCGCCAUUGCAAAAACAGAAACGAUGAACGCUACUGCACUAACUAAUUGCCAAUUUGCUUUCCUAUAGACCACAGCAGAUAUGUUUUGAAACAAUUGGUGUGAAUUUGUUAAACAAAAACUUGGCGUUAGCMUUGCAUAGAUUGCCGUUAUUUCAUAAAAGUGAACGGAUCAGUUACUUUAGCCACAAACGCAAGCGUAACCAACUGAAUCAAUUGAACAUGAAGAACGAAGGCGCCACCGAAGAUGCCCAAUUCCAAAUCUAUUGUCAUGGACCGCUGCUGCACACCGUACAAAUGGCACAUCUUUACCAGGACUCUAAAACGUUUGUGGACAUGAAGCUGAAAAAUCUACCGGAAAAAACUAUGGAGGAGUUCAACGCGUUCAUGCUUAAGUACAACAACACACCAACCGAGGCGGAGAUACGGGAUUUCGUUGAUACACAUUUCGAGGAGCGGGGUAAAGAAUUUGAAUCUUGGAUACCGAAUGACUGGAAGGAAAAUCCUGAAUUCUUGAACGCCAUCAACGAUCCAGAUCUCAAACAAUGGGGCUCCGAUUUGAAUGGUAUUUGGAAGGAGUUGGGCCGCAAAAUGAUCGAAGAUGUGCACAAGAAUCCAGAAUACUAUUCGAUAAUACCUGUUGAUAAUCCAGUUAUAGUACCAGGUGGUCGUUUCAUUGAAUUUUACUAUUGGGAUUCUUUUUGGAUUAUACGCGGCCUAUUGUAUUCGGAGAUGUACGAAACCGCACGUGGCAUGAUCGAAAACUUGUUAUCCAUUGUACAGCGAUUCGGCUACAUACCGAACGGUGGUCGUGUUUACUACUCGGGACGUUCACAGCCACCAUUCCUAACAGCUAUGGUUAAGGCUUAUGUUGACUUCAAAAAAGAUUACAGUUUUGCUUUGGAAACUUUGGAUACUUUGGAACAUGAAUUUGAAUAUUGGAUGAAUAAUCACACCGUGCAGGCGAAGGGUUACGAUGUUGCUAUCUAUACAGAUGCCUCCACUGGUCCACGACCGGAGUCCUACCGUGAAGAUAUUCUAUCAGCGGAAACUUUCCGCACCGACGAGGAUAAGGAACAACACUAUACCGAAUUGAAAGCCGGCGCUGAGUCCGGUAUGGACUUCAGUUCACGUUGGUUCGUCAAUGAGAAUGGCACAAAUGAUGGUGAUCUGACUAAUUUAAAGACACGCUCAAUUGUGCCCGUCGAUCUUAAUGCGUUACUCUAUAUGAAUGCGAAAAUAAUUGCGGAGUUUCAUGACAAAGCAGGAAACAAAGCCAAAUCCGCAGAAUAUGAAACGAAGGCUGCAAGAAUAUUAGAGGCUAUCCAAGCUGUACACUGGAAUGAAGAAGCUGGUAUUUGGCUGGACUACGAUAUGAUAAAUCAGAAACCACGUAACUACUUUGUAUCCACCAAUUUGACACCACUCUAUGCGGGCGCAUUUAAUAAAUCCGACUCAGAGAGAAUCUCGGCAUCUGUGCUAAAAUAUAUUGACGAUUUAAAAUUGGACAGCUACCCUGGUGGCGUGCCGAAUACGCUCGUGCAUACCGGUGAACAAUGGGACUUCCCUAAUGUUUGGCCACCAAUGCAAUAUAUACUCGUUAGAGGUUUGGAGAACUUGGGCACGCCUGAGGCAAAGAAAUUGUCAGAGCGAUGGGGACAUCGUUGGGUGAAAUCGAAUUUCGAGGCAUACAAACAGACGCAGACGAUGUUUGAAAAGUACGAUGCGUUACACUUUGGUGGCCAUGGCGGCGGCGGAGAGUACGAGGUUCAGAAAGGUUUUGGCUGGAGCAAUGGCGUAAUUAUUGAGUUCCUCACAAAAUAUGGUGGCGACUUGUCCCUAUCGAAUAGUGCGGCAUCAACAGUUUCGAAAAAUACAGUUUUCAGUUUGACUGUUGCGCUCCUGAUUUCCGUGUUUGGCACAAUGCUGGGUAGAUCGUUGUGGUGAGAAUCCAAUUUAAGUCGUCUGAGACACUUUAGAGGCAGAUAAAGACGAGAUUGUAUAUGACCAUCACUUGCUUCGUUACUUACACACAACCACACAGAACAUUGAGUACAAUGUUGUCUUAUGUAUUUUUCCAGUGACUUGUAUUAAUUUAUACUACAUGUAUAUAGAAUCUAAAUUUAUUUUAAGUUUUAUUUCAACUUGCACAUUACACUAAUUACGCUCUUACACAUUUUAUUUUAUUUUAUUUAUAAUUAUAAUUAUAUUGAUCCUUUUUGCUUUGCUUUUAAUAAAAUAAAUUUAUGUAUAUUGUUGGCAAUAGUUCAUUAGCUAGCACACUUGAUGUACCUUUUGCAAGAAGCAAAUAUAGAAAACACAAUUUUA